Messenger RNA from Caenorhabditis briggsae, 465 nucleotides. It is a transcript of the gene Cbr-grl-19, whose product is annotated as Protein CBR-GRL-19. NCBI's taxonomy places the organism in Eukaryota, Metazoa, Nematoda, Chromadorea, Rhabditida, Rhabditidae. The record is from RefSeq and is a predicted model, not a curated record. The transcript is spliced from 3 exons. Bases 1 to 465 code for a protein of 154 amino acids.
AUGCUGAAACUCCUGAUUCUUUUAUCACUUUGCCACGUGGCAUCCUCCCUGUUCUUCCCAUCUGUAUCCCCUGCUGGCGGCGGAUGUGGAUGUGGUUGUGGAGGUGGAGGAGGAGGAGGAUGUUGUGCGCCACCGCCACCACCACCAGUCUGCGGUGGUUGCUGUGGUGGUCGAAAGAAGAGAGAAAUCGGUCAUGUCAAGGGUCAUAUAGUGCAUCGAGAUGAGCAAGAAUGGAGCAAUCAGUGUAAUAGUCAGGAAUUUUCAGAGGUCAUUCUGAAACACAUCGAAAUGUCCUCCUUGAAAUCGAGCCGUGAAGCCAUCUACAAAGAACUCGACGCCGCUUAUCCAGACUCAAUGUUCACCGUGUUUUGUCUGAAAAAUUCCACGUCAUCGUAUCAAGCAGAUGCGAAGAGGUACUGUAUGGAAAAGAGCAAGGAUCGCAUGUGCUAUGUUUUCGAAUUUUAA